Urocitellus parryii (Arctic ground squirrel) is the source of this 2520-nucleotide messenger RNA. RefSeq names its product sprouty RTK signaling antagonist 4 (gene Spry4). Gene Ontology annotation, biological process: animal organ development; negative regulation of Ras protein signal transduction; multicellular organism development. The record is from RefSeq and is a predicted model, not a curated record. Gene Ontology annotation, cellular component: cytosol; membrane. NCBI's taxonomy places the organism in Eukaryota, Metazoa, Chordata, Mammalia, Rodentia, Sciuridae.
CAGCGAGCAGAGCUGACAGCCCCGAGCUGGAGCUGCGGGACUCCGGGAGCCUUGCGGGUUCCUGUGGCUGGCGUCUGCGGGUACAGCAGCGGCUGACCCGCUUGGGUUCGGGGAUUUACACAAACGUGGAGCGAUGCUUGUGACUCUGCAGCUCCUCAAAGGCCCUUAGAAGCCUGUUUCUCGGCGCGGUCCAGGACCUCCAGCCCCAUGGAGCCCCCGAUCCCACAGAGCGUCCCUUUGACUCCCAGCUCAGUCAUGGUGCAGCCCCUUCUUGAUAGCCGGAUGCCCCACAGUCGGCUCCAGCACCCACUCACCAUCCUUCCCAUUGACCAGAUGAAGACCAGCCACGUGGAGAACGACUACAUUGACAACCCUGGCCUGGCCCCCCCAACUGGCCCCAAGCGGCCCCGGGCUGGGGCCCCAGAAUUGGCCCCAACACCUGCCCGCUGUGACCAGGAUGUCACUCAUCACUGGAUCUCCUUCAGUGGGCGCCCCAGCUCUGUCAGCAGCAGUAGCAGCACCUCUUCUGAUCAGCGGCUCCUAGACCACAUGGCCCCACCACCUGUGGCUGAGCAGGCCUCGCCCAGGGCAGUGCGCCUCCAGCCCAAGGUGGUCCAUUGUAAGCCACUGGACCUAAAGGGCCCAGCAGUCCCACCAGAGCUGGACAAGCACUUCUUGCUGUGCGAGGCCUGUGGGAAGUGUAAGUGCAAGGAGUGUGCGUCCCCCCGGACGUUGCCCUCCUGCUGGGUGUGCAACCAGGAGUGCUUGUGCUCGGCCCAAACCCUGGUCAACUAUGGCACAUGUAUGUGCCUGGUACAGGGCAUCUUCUACCAUUGCACCAACGAGGACGAUGAGGGCUCCUGCGCCGACCACCCCUGCUCCUGCUCCCGUUCCAACUGCUGCGCCCGCUGGUCCUUCAUGGGUGCCCUCUCCGUGGUGCUGCCCUGCCUGCUCUGCUACCUGCCCGCCACCGGCUGCGUGAAGCUGGCCCAGCGUGGCUAUGACCGCCUGCGCCGCCCUGGUUGCCGCUGCAAGCAUACGAACAGCGUCAUCUGCAAGGCAACCAGCGGGGACGUCAAGGCCAGCAGACCCGACAAGCCUUUCUGACACUUUGGGUUGAAGCCCCAGUGCUGUCGCUAGAAACGUGAUUCCUCCUGCCAGUCUUCUGAGGCUGACCUUGCUUCACAUCCCUGGCUUGGGAAGAAGCAGGCAGAGACAGCCACCAUCACCCACCCUCUGUUCCCCAAAAGGAUGAAGAUGUACUCUGGGUAUUUUUAGGGUCUUGGAACUUUGUGUCAAGCAGACAGUGGCACGGGCAGGGUGUGAUUUUGGGGGGAUUUUUCUUUUUCAGAAGACGGAACACAGAUGUGGACGCAUUUCCCAAGUUGCAGCUGCUUGAUGGCCUUUGGGCUCCUUGCUCCUCCCUCCACUUUGCCAUUAUCUUUGGCUCUCACAGAAGCCAGCUGACUGUCUGGGAAGGAAUUGUUAACUGAGGGCCAGGGUCACCUUGAAGAAGACCCUUGGAGUCUCAACUUCUCAACCUUCUUCUUCCCCUCCUCCCUCCACACCAGUUGGCUCCUGCGUCCAGGAGAAGGUCUAGAACCCUAGCCAUUCCUAUUGUAUAUACUUGGGAGUCGCUGAGAACAGAGGACAGCAAGUGAGUUGAAGCCUCGUUCCUCCUCCUGCCUCCCCAGAACCACAGGAUGGAUUUCGGAGCCACCGAGCAGUGCAUUCCUCUCUCUUGGCCGCAUCACUAACUUGGGGUGUCCGCUCAACACACCGUCCACYGGUUCUUACUGAGUCACAGACUUGCCCACCUGCUCUGUGUCCUGAGUUCUCUCUACUCAGAUCCUUUCCAGAAACUUGAUGGGUAGAGGAGGCCAGGGGAGCACAUGCGAGACCAAAUAUCAUUUUGCCAAUGAGUCUGAGGCUGUGGUCUCUGGAUCCAGUCGCGAUGUUUUUAUAGAAUAAUUAAACCAGAUGCUAACGGUGUUUUAAAAAAAAUAAUAAUAAAACAACUUGCUUCCUUUUGGGCCACCCCCAGGAAGGGCUGAUAUCAAAAUCUGGGGGGGCAAGUGACCUCAAGGAACACAAUUCCCCUGCCCACCAAGAAGAGGAUCUUAACAGCGAAGAAGAGGCAGCACCUCUCAUUGGCAGAAUGACAGCUGAGCCGAGCUGGGGCUGGGUUUCCUCUCUCCUGAUUCUGCUGCUUACUGUCAUAGCCUUUGUGUAUAGUGACGCGUCUGUAUCUUUAUGUAAAUAGAGAUGGUGAAAAGAGUAUAUUUUAGUGUUAGGAAGCCCCAGCGGGGGAGUCAGAAGAACUCAAGAGAGGGUGGGAAAGUUCUCCAGGGGCCCCCUGGGAUCAAGCCCUGCUUUUGUGCACAGCACACCCCCCUCCCGACAGCCCCCAAAGACGUAGCAACUCUUUCUUUCAAGGUGCUAAAGGACUCGGAAAGUGCAGCACGUCCAGUGGGUAGGUACUUGUUGCAUGCAAAAGCUGUAGUGUGUCUGGUCCUCCCC